AUGACGCUGACACAAGGUAUCUCUCAAUUCGACUCGUUUAAUUCCUAUCCUCAAGCAAGAGUUUUCGACUCUCAAUGGUUGGCCCGGCAGGACGACGACCGCGGAGCCAAAGUGAACGCGGGGGCGGGAGAGGAACUGGAACUGAAGCGGGGGGAGCUACUCCGCGCCAUCCUCGAGCUGGAGUCCGCCCACGCCGCCGCACAAGAGGAUUUACGUAAAAUGGAGGCUCGGUCGCUCAGCCUCACCGGCCUCCUCGAGUCCGCCAUCCAGGAGCGCGACGAGGCCCGCCGCGCCCUCCUGCUCCUCCAUCAUCAGGUCGACUGCCUGCACCCACCGCCCGUCUCCUCCUUCCUUACCGUCGACGCAGCGGUUACCGAUGACAUCGACGAACGCGAGAGCAGCAAUCCGGCACUGGCGGAAUUGGAGGCCGCAGCAGCGAAGAGGGGCCUGCCGGAGAAGGGGCGUCUGGUGGAGGCGGUAAUAGAGGCGGGGCCGCUGCUGCAGAUGCUACUCCUCACGGGUUCGCUGCCGCAGUGGCGCCACCCACCGCCGGACCUCCACGGGGUCGAGAUCCCGCGCGUCGUCGCUAUCGCUCCGAGUUCGAACCCAGAGGCGUCGAAGCUGCCAUCACCGUCUCCAGCCUCAUUCCAGCAUUCCCCGCCGUCGUCUUCGUCGCUGCGGGGCGGCAACGACAAAUUCCGAAACUUCGCCUUUUCUUUCAACAACUCAGCAUGAUCAAAAUCCCCGUUCUCUUCUUAAUUUCUCA
Molecule: messenger RNA, 766 nt
Organism: Zingiber officinale
Lineage: Eukaryota; Viridiplantae; Streptophyta; Magnoliopsida; Zingiberales; Zingiberaceae
Exons: 2
Coding region: 1-735 (244 amino acids)
Source: RefSeq, a predicted model, not a curated record